Molecule: messenger RNA, 5765 nt
Organism: Branchiostoma belcheri (Belcher's lancelet)
Lineage: Eukaryota; Metazoa; Chordata; Leptocardii; Amphioxiformes; Branchiostomatidae
Product: general transcription factor 3C polypeptide 1-like
Exons: 42
Biological process (GO): 5S class rRNA transcription by RNA polymerase III; transcription initiation at RNA polymerase III promoter
Cellular component (GO): transcription factor TFIIIC complex
Molecular function (GO): DNA binding
Source: RefSeq, a predicted model, not a curated record
CUUAAAUUUCGGAAAGUUUGGAUAGAGAUUGUGCCACGUUCUUCCGAUCUACAUCGCAAUAAAAAGACAGAAAAGGGCCUCUACACACCAUGGACAUUCUUGAAGACUGUCUAGAUGAAGUUGCGCUCGAAGGACUUGAUGGUAAGUCCGACCUUGGAGAGAAGGGUUCCUGUGCCACCUACAAGGACAGGAGAAAUAUUACAGACGAGAUUCGAACUGAGGACAGAGAACUACGAUGUACCUUGGCUGAUGCAGUAGAGAGGUGGAACAGCAGGUUGGUGCUGGUAGCGUCCCAGCCCCGUCGAGAGCGUUCCCUGUUCCACGAGGGUGUGUUACCUGACGUGGAGGUGACAGACAUCCAGUACUGCAUUCUGGAGAGGCUGGGCAGGGCCAGACACCAGGGGGAGGUACAGCAGGACAUCAAGAUUGCGUUUGGGGCGGACCCCAAGUACCUGUUCCAUGUCAGGAAGGGGCUGCUGCAGUACGACCUUAUCACUAGACAGGCUUACUCCUACACCACCCCCGGCGGCGCCCGGCCGCGGAACUCGGUGCUGCUGCUGCUGAAACGCUUCCACGCGACGCGCCGCAGCAGGAACGGGGUUAUGAUGGACCAACUCAUCCAGCUGUUAGAGAACAGGCCGGACAAGAUGGCUGUCCUCACAGACCUCAGGGAGGAGAUGGACUUGUCGAUGAACGCCUUUAAGAAAAUUUACCAGGCCCUAGAGAUUCAGGGGAAGGUGAAGGGACUCCUGGUGCCCACCAAAGACAUCUACCCUGAUCCAAACGACCCCAGGAUACUGAGCAACAACAGAGUUAGGAAAGUCAUCCGCUGUCUCAAACUGGUCCAUACAGUGGAGGAAGAUGAGGAAGGGGGUGAGGAAGAUAUUGACGACCCGGAGCAGACAAUUCCCCCGUACCCUGUGGUGUUUGAGCGACCGUUCCUGAACCAGGCGUAUGACUUCAUGUACAGCAGAGGACCCCUGGGGAUCACUCAACAUGACUUACGUGUGGCGAUGAGACUAGGCAGGUACGAGGCACGCGGCUUGUGUCGCAGCAUGCAGUGGUCAGGCAUCGCCGUGGAGAUCAUGGAGGACAGGGGCAAGGUCAGGAUGUCAAGAUAUGUAGCCAAGAGCCUGCUGGACCAGAAUCAACUCCAGAAACAGUUGGAGGUGGAACAGUUGAAGAACAACCGACUCACAAAAAGGGGCAACAAACAAGGGGACAAAACAGCAGCUACAGUGAGUACCACCCCUGCCACCACUGCUGAUGUGUCUGUACCAUCCCCUACUACAAGUUCCAGUACAGACAAGACUACAGACACCACUGAGGAGGGGAAACCUGCCAAUAUAGCUGCUAGUCAAGAUGUUACUCCAAAAAGGAGUUAUCAAAAAAUCCAGACUUAUCGUAGGCUCAGACGCACCAACAUCAUCCUGGAGGUUCUGAAAGCGACAAAAGUUGUCCAUGGAGCUUUUCCAUUUGUAAAGGCCAUCCGAGCAUCCGAAGAAAAAGAAGAAGACUUUUGUGGUGUGCUGGACAAGAAGAGUGUCAUGAGACUUCUUCACGAAAUGAUCUCUGGUGGACAAGUGAAAGUUAUCAAGACAAUCGUCAUCCAAGAUGGCAUGGAAAAACCGGUGGUGUUCUAUGUAGAGCCCAAUGUCUCCCCCACUGACGGGAUGGUGAGGAGUGCCAUCGAACAGAUCAAAUUCAAGAUGGUCCGAGGGAAGCUCCCGCCAGAAAAGAAGGAGAAGGAGAACCUGCCGAAGCCAUCUAUAGCAUUAGAGUCAGACUUACAGAAGAUAGAAGAUGACAUAACAUACAAACCUAUCUCGCAACAUGCUGGUGUGUACAACUUCCAGCCCAAACUUGCUCGCCUGAAGCUGGCGCACCAGUUCCUGUGGUACUUAGCCAACGUUCACACAGGUCCCUCUCAGUCAGACUCUAGUGCUAUAGUCAUGCAGUCUCAGGACAAAACAUCAACAACAACAAAAACAACAUCAACAUCAGCGCAGGCUCAAGCCCAGGUUACUGCAGAUGUUGAUAAGAAGACAGAGGUUGGGGCAGUUCCACAGAUCAACACGACUGAUGACCAGGAAGAUGUGGUACCAAAGGAAGGGAUAACAGAAUCAAGGGAUGAUCCUUCAAAAGAUGUCAACCCCAAACCUGACAGUCCCCCCACACAUGUACAGCACCCCGUGUACAUGGAUGAGCUGUCCUGGUAGCGGUACAUCCCCUCUGUCCCUGUACACGGGAACUACGGGCCGGGCUGGGUGCUGGUCAGUGAUGCUCUCUGUGUCGUCCCACUCAGUCUGUUCUGUCAGAUCAUCAAGGUACCAUGUGAGGUGGAUAAUAUGAAGGACUAUUUAGAUGACCCAGAGAAGAAGUACACACUUGUCAGACACCUUCCCAACAGGAUGAGGCAUCAGCUACUACACAAGAGGAAGUACCUGUACUCCUUCCAUGAGUUAGUGGAGCGGCUGUCUGCUAUGGGGCUGGUGAAGAUCGGGCCUCGUGGACACAAGGAAAAGGAUCAGCUGUUCAUAUACCUGAACAAGAAUGCGAGUAUCGUGGACACCACCACGUCCAGCCCUGGUUACUUCAUCGUGAGAAGUGAUAAGGAGUUUGUACUGAGGAGAUACAAGUUCACGUCAGAGAGGGAGGUGGAGUCCUACUGGUGUGCUCUGGAGUGUAUCUGUCUCAACACUCCAUUGGGUGCCAUCCGGCUGAGAGAGCCGUCUGCACCGCGGGGUCACACCGGGUUAGAGACGUGGGUGUCCCGUGCUAAACUCCUGCAGUUCGCAAACCCAGAGGAGGAGAUUGUAGAUGACGGACACAUCCCCGGGGACGGGAAGGGGGCAGGAGGGCUGGACUCGGUCUUCUUCAGUCACUUGAAGAGAAACUGGAAGCUGCCCCCAAUGACCCACGGCCGAGAGUACCCCGGCCAGCCAGCCGACCGGUCAUCAGCCUCGGGACUUAGCCUGUACCCAGGAGGGGUCAGUCCCAGGAAACCCAAGAGACUGCCCAAACAGGUCUACAUCAUCAAGAUGCCCUUCAAAAGUCCAGAGAAAAAGACCCAGUCGUCAAGUGCAGAAGAGAGCUCACCUAGAAAAGCCAAACAGCAAUUGGUCAAGGUGACAAAAGUCCAGGAUUCCACCAAAGAUAGAAACAAGAAGGUCAAGGGAGGCAGGGGACAGAAAAGGAAGAGGGAGAAGAAACAGGAAGCACCCAAGCCAUCUAAAGCUAGGAAGAGAAAGGCCUCCUUGUCUUCAGAUGGCCCACCAAGGAAGAAAGACCACAAGAAAGAGAAGUACCACGACACCCGAGACAAGGCAGCCCUGAGCAGGAUGAAGAGACAGAGAGUGUCCUGGACUCCACAGGAGGAUAGCUUGAUUCUGCGGUGCAGAGUGGCCUCAGCACUUCUGAACAAGAAGGUGCAACAAUCGUUUGUACCCUGGAUGGUGGUGAGAGACCUUCUACAUGAUACCUUUCAGGCCUCUGAGGACAAGACAACUUUUGCUGUUGCCCGCCGGUCGACUUACAUCAUGAAGAACUCACAGACAGCCUUGAACUUCAAAAUCUGCCUGGCAGAGGUGCAUCAGGACAAGGAGUUCAUGUCCUGGAUCAGUUCUAUGAAGGAAGACUACACAGACCCAAAGGUGUGUGAAGAGGAGUACAGGAUUGUGGUGGGCAGGCUACAGGAGAAGUUCAGGGCCAUGCCUGGAACAAUGGAGGAGUUACCAGACACCAUGGAGGAGCUCCUGUCCAAGUACCAGAUCAUGACAGUCAGCCACCAUCCUCACAACCUCCCACCCAAAACUGUCAGCUGUAUAGAGGACAUUCACCUGCAAGUACUCCGCAACUUCAUCUGGAACUGCCUGGGUGCAUCGGAAAGUGACAAGACCAGGUUUGCCUUCCUGGCCUACAAGCUGUUCAACAAGUAUCCCAACACUGUUCUGGAGAGGGCCUUUCUGUCCAUGAAGAAACAAGGACUGGUCAACCAGAGCAAAGGGAUUGCACCUAAGUCCAAGGUCCGUGCUGUUCCCAUGGCUGCAAUAGGGUAUAAGCUGUCAGCAAUAGCGGAGCGCCCGUUCCAGCAGGCCAUCCCCAGCAGUGUGUUUCCUGAGGCACACCAGCUGCUCACCAGACUCAAGCAGGACAGAGCCAGGGGGGCUGAGGACCAGGGGGCGCAGGGGGAGGGGGGUGAGCAGCAGGGGGUGGAGUUCCCCAGCGAGGGGGCGGGGGGACAGACCGCCUGUGUCUUCUCACUCCUUGCAACAAAUCAGCUGUCGUACACAGUGGACAUCCCAGAGAACAUUGUGGUGAUUGACAGCUCCAUGGAAACCCCUGCGAAGGAAGCCAGGAAGAACACCAACAAGGAAGGAUCGGAUUCCGAAGGGGACACGGAAAAUUCCAACACAGGUGCUGUAAGUCUCCCUCUUGCAACUCGGUCGUCGCGGACCAAGGUCCUAGCGGCUCGGAGCGGUACUGCACCUGCGAUUCUCAGCCUGCGCAACCUGGAACCAACGGACAACAUCGUCAUUAACUCCUGUACCAUCAACAUGAGGCUGCCGCGCAGACUGUUCCACAGGGAGGAGCACAGAAACACUCACAAUGAAGACCAUCUCCAAGACAGCAGCCCUGCUCCCAUGUCCCUGCCCAACUUCCUUCUGACCGACCCUUCAGCGAGUGGCCAGGACCCUGCCAACAACGCGCUGCCCUGGCCAGAGUUUGUCUCCCUCUGCAGACAGGACUUCCAGUACUCAGAGCCGGAUGUACAGAGGCUCAGGGACAUCUACGACUACAUCGAGUCUGGAGAGGGACUGGGGGUUCGCCUCCUAGACGUACAGUCCAUGUUUCAGAAUGCAGUGCAAGAAGGUUCCAAGCUCCGUACAGAUGACCAUAUCCAUAUGCUGCUCAGAUUUGAAAUGUGCAUAGAAGUUGGGAUCCACGAGCCGCGACUGGUGACCGCCGAGCAUUGUGGGCCGUGGUUCAUGCACUCGUCACGGUUGGCAACCAUGGCAACCAGCCCGCAGACGGACGCGACGUCGCGACCGGGAACCUCGAGGGACGUGGUGGACACAGUUCUGCAUGUUACACACACACCGCAGUCAGCUAGAGCAACAUCACAUACUGGGGAGCCUUCUGAAGGAGACGGACAGAGAAAACCAGACCAACCACCGCAAGAAGACUCCACCAACAAGUCCCUUCCAGACACUGAAGAUGCAGAUAUGACCAAGGAUGCAGACGUCUCGCCUGCUGAGAAAGAUGGCAAAGAAGGAAGUACAGAAGAAAGGAAGUUAAGACCCCGUGUGGCCAAGACACCGACUCCAGGGAGGAGGAGGGACAGAUCAGAUUCAGAACUACACGUCCAGAUGCAGGCAUCCAAAUAUGGUGUGUACGAGCCUGUAGCGUUCCUGAGCCGGCCGUGGCGUGCUGUGGACGGGUCCGUGAACGGGAGAGUACUGCAGAACAUGCUGCAGGGCCUGCUGCUGCUGAUCCUGCAGAAACCUGGGAUCUCGCAGGCUGCGGUGCUGCGGCAGAUCCACACUGUCAUGCCUGGGAUGGCGGCACUGCAGCUACUGCAGAUGCUGGAGUCCAUGGGCUGUAUCACUGCCAGACACAUCAGGACGGCUCCCAAGGCCAAGCUCUUCUCAGAACCCGUCUCACUGGUAGAAGGCAUAGGAGACAAGGCUGAGGUUUACUAUGAGCCUACAGCUGACGCCAUCCUCAGGCUGAUCGAGAGCAUCCCGCCACAGGACCACGAAUAG